AUGACCGGAACUGGGUCUGGUGUGCGGUUGUCUUCUGAGUCGGACUCGGUGUCUAAACGCAGCAAAUCCUAUGGAAUGCAAAUGACCACUGACCACCUUCAUCACAGAAACAACAACAAAGUUGAUCCACUACCGUGGAAGUGGAGGUUUCAAAUUUGCACAGGUGUGGCACAUGAAUUGCACUAUCUACACACUGGAGGCAAGCAUUCUGUCAUACACAACUUUUUCAAAACACAUUACAUUCUUUUGGACCAGAACUGUGACCCUAAAAUUUCUGGUUUAUUGUUGCCCAGAAGGGGACCUAUUGAUGUUGCAAGGUCAUCUCUGCUUGUGAGAAAUCAUGAUACUUUCACAUAUUGUGAUCCUGAGUAUGCAGCAUCUGGCAUUUUGACUGUGAAAUCAAAUGUGUUUUAA
Cajanus cajan (pigeon pea) is the source of this 414-nucleotide messenger RNA. RefSeq names its product putative receptor-like protein kinase At5g39000. The record is from RefSeq and is a predicted model, not a curated record. NCBI's taxonomy places the organism in Eukaryota, Viridiplantae, Streptophyta, Magnoliopsida, Fabales, Fabaceae.